Messenger RNA from Odontomachus brunneus, 3238 nucleotides. Its product is annotated as sorting nexin-8-like. The coding region runs from base 339 to 1919 and encodes 526 amino acids. The record is from RefSeq and is a predicted model, not a curated record. NCBI's taxonomy places the organism in Eukaryota, Metazoa, Arthropoda, Insecta, Hymenoptera, Formicidae. Gene Ontology annotation, molecular function: protein binding; phosphatidylinositol binding. Gene Ontology annotation, biological process: retrograde transport, endosome to Golgi. The transcript is spliced from 9 exons.
UUCCACACUAUCCCCCGUCGUCAGUCUUGCGCCGUGCAGCGGUGGUGUACGUAGCGCGAUUAUAUUUCCGUAUGUCGGCCACGCGUCGUCGACGUGUGUAAGAAAAAGUCCGUCGUCGCGUCGUGACGUGUCCAAACGUCGUUCGUGCGUACCCGAGGACCACGAUUUGUGCGCGAGUGCACGCGGUCGGCCGUGUUUCAAAGUCGUGUACGCGCGCGCGAUCGGAACCGGGGUCUAACCUCAAAGCGUGCUGCUGUCGCCGCCGCCGUCGCCGCCCGCGACGUUUGACCCCGCCGAGGCGCUCGCCGGGACCGCCGAUGAUCCACGGAUGAUCCAACAUGGCGUCGACCGAUCUGUCGUUCGGCUCCAUACCGGCGUUCUACAGAGAGGUCCACGAGAAGAUUUGCUCGCCUACCAGCGGCAACGUGGAGCGCGAGGUGUUCAAGUCCCUACUCGUCAAGUCGCAGCUGAGCAGCUCCGUACUUAGCCAGAUAUGGGAGCUGGUAGAUAGCAAGACAGGUUACCUCACGAGAAGCGGACUGUACAAGGGACUCGCGCUCGUCGCUUUCGCUCAGCAAGGGAAGCAACCGAGUGACAAGCUGUUGGAGAACUCUGAGUCUCAAGAAUUACCCGUACCCGUUCUGGGCGAUUUGUCGGAAGUGACGCUUCUCGCGCAGAGGCUACACAGAGGCAGCAAUCCCGCCAAGCUGAAUCUCACGUACUCGGACAUUUGUAAUCUGGAUAGUAUCGAGGUCAAUCUCGUUCCCGAGAAGAAGGGUAUCUUCCUCAAGCACGUAGAGUAUCAAGUCACCAGCAAGAGAUUCAAUUCUAUAGUAUAUAGGCGUUACAACGACUUCGUAUCGUUGCACGAACUCCUCUUGGCCCGGUUUCCUUAUAGACUAAUACCCAAGUUACCGCCGAAGAAAAUCGUAGGAGCUGACUCGCAAUUUCUCGAGGAGAGGAGGCGUUCUCUCUUGCGGUUCCUCACGCUGAUCGCUCGCCACCCGGUGGUGAGUAAGGACCCGAUCGUUCAAUUUUUCUUCACGUACACCGGCGAAGAGACGCAGCACAAAAUCCGCGAGGUGUUCAGGAGAGUACCGGACGAGUUCGCGACGUCAGAGCUAUCGUCCCGGGCGAAAGAGCUGGUGCCGCCAGAGACGCUGACCGAGUUCGCGAACAGCCGCGAUCAAAUCCGUGUGAUACUGCUCGGGAUCUCGCGGCUGAAGAACAUCGCCGAUUGCCUGGCGAUCAGGUCGCAUAGUUACGCGGUCGACAUGGCCGAGCUCGGCACUCAAUUGAGCAACUUGGCCGCGGAGCCGCACGGAGCCAGUUCCUGGGUAACCGGUGGCUCGACUAUUUGGCAAGACAUGAAGAAAGGCUUCCAUAUAAUAUCCAAGGAGUUUAAUCUGCUGUCGACCAGAGCACUGCAGCAAGCGGUCAGGGAGGAAACCAUGGUCUGCGAGAGGCUGAACCUCCUGCUGGAUAUUUUAGUUGCGCACAGAAUGUUGUGCGAGAGACACGAGCGAGGCGUCAGCGCGGAUCACCAGCGCGCCCUGUCCACGAUGUUGUCCCUCAAGAAGCGGCAGAUGCAAGGUGUUAUUCGCGGGACCGACGCUGACACCGUGGAGUACCUCGAGAACAAGAUGGUUGCGCAGGAGUCGGUGAUCGCCAACGUCGAGCUGAGAAACUGCUUCUCGCUGCAUUGCCUGCACAUGGAGACCCAGUUGGUUCACGCGCACUUGGAGAUACUCGCAACCGUAUUGCAAAGUCUCGUGAGCGUGCAAAUACGCGGUCACUCCGAGGUGAGACUCCAUAUACUUGUCUGUACUUUCCGGCAACGGCUGUUCGGUCUCUUACUAAUUAUUCAUUCAUUUUGCAAGCAAACGCGGAGAUCUCGCUGGCUGAAGUGUGGAAACUGAUCGAACCGACGAUUACCAAGUGUUUACCCGAGAAGUUGGCUAGUGGCUCCAACGGGGUCUCAUAGCACAGGAAAGUUUCGUGUGUUUGUUCCUGCAGGUCGUGUGUUAUCAAAUAAUUAAUAAGCGAGACUCGCAAUAGAACAACCUAGCAAAUACGAUCGCAAAAAACUGUAUUACGGAAAACUGUAACGUAAACGCAUCACGUCCCGUAUUCCCGUCUUAACCGUACUACGGCUGUUCAGAGACAAGAAGAAAAACUUUGAGACUUUUCCCGAAGUUCCAAGUUCUCCUUUCCGGCGCCACGUCGAUAUUAAGUACGUAGAAUUUUGUACUCUCUCCGCCUCCUUGUCUUAUAAAUCGCUUGGAUAUUCAGGUGUGCUAUGCCACUGGCCGUGCAAGAGGCGUAUUUAUCUUUUACAAUUGUAGCGACCAGAAUCUCGAAUGUAUAGCGCGCAUAAAUUUUAGACAUUCCUUGUUGUGUACUUAAUAUAUUUUAUGAACUACCAAAUGAUAUAUCUGUAAUUCUCUCGCAUUGUUAUAUCGCUUUGUACAUAUGAAGACUUGUAGGUUGUAUAUAUACGUCUUAUAUCGAUAUGAAGUGUCUAAGCAGUGUGUAAAUAAUUCAAACUGCACUAAACUCUUGAAAGGAUUUACAUAUAUUCUUAUGCAUAUGUACGUACUUAUACAUAUGUAUGUACGAAUAGAAGUCUGAAAGCUUAUGGAUAUUACAAAAGUUCGAUCAUUUUAAUCGGGGGAAGAAAGAACAGACACGUACGAGUCGCGAGAUCGAUAAUACAGCAUUAAUAUAAUCUUUGAUUCGAUUUUUGCGUCGAGUUAACUCACUUGGAUUUUAUUCUUUCACUUGACCGCUAAAUUUUAAUAGCGUGUUUGUUACUAAUUCUUGUCUUUCUGCAUAUUGUGAUUUUAAUAUUGUCUGAUUCGUACGUUCUUUCAUUCUCCGUUUGAAAACUCUUUAUACGUCGUGUUGUGCGACUCUGAUUAUUGUCAAUAUAUGUUGCUUAUAUUUAAAGUAUUGCGAAAUUAUAUAAAAAUAUAUAUAUUUUUCUUUCGUCUAUUCUGAGAGGUUUUUCUCAGAAAUAACGUUUUUAACAGAAUUAACGUCUGAAAAAUUUAAUUAUCGCGUGAUUAAAUGUCAAAAGUUAAAAAAUUUUUGAAAAAGGUACAAUCGAGUUUCCACGGGAGAAAAUAUAUUUUAAAAUAUUAAAGGAUGUCGAACACUCACUAAUAGAUCUGAGACAUUUUACAUAUUAUACUCAUGUUUAUAACGAUGGUGAAAAUAUAUUGUUAUUAUAAAAAUA